AUGGCUCCCACCAAACAAGAUACAAAAGCCUACAUUAGGACCCUCGCGACGCCCCCGCCCCCCGGCCAACCCUAUGCCCUGCCUAUCCCUGGCACCGAGCGUCCGAACCGCACCCCGAUCUACCGCCAUUGGCGCUUCCAAAACGGUCCGUUGCUAGAGACGUACGACCCGGCGCAAAGAACCGUCCACGACCUAUUCGAGCAUGCGGUUGCCCAAAACCCCAAGGCGAGGUGCCUGGGAUGGAGACCUUGGAAUGCUGCCACCAAGACAUUUGAGCCCAAGUAUGUCUGGCUGACGUAUGCCGAGGUUGCCGAGCGGAGAAAGAACUUCGGCGCCGGUAUCGUCGAGCUGCACCACCAGCUUGGUAUCAAGGAGGACAAGUAUCCGGUGGGCCUGUGGGCGCAGAACCGUCCGGAGUGGCAGAUGACCGAGCUGGCGCUACUCUCGCAGUCGCUAUGGCCGGUCUCUCUGUAUGAGACUCUCGGCCCCGAAACGAGCGAGUAUAUCAUCAACCAUAGCGGUCUGACGGCCAUCGCCUGCUCGCUGCCGCAUAUCCCUACCCUACUGAAGAUGGCCUCGCGCGUCCCCUCGCUCAAACUCAUCAUCUCGCUCGACCCCCUCGACGCCGGCGAGGUACCGGGCCACUCGAAGCGGGAAUUGCUGAACGCCACCGCUGCUGCCGCCGGCAUUCAAGUCGUCUCUAUUACCGAGGUGGAGGCCCUCGGUGCACGCUCCGGCCGCGCCAUGCGCCCUCCCAAGGCCGACGAUAUCCUGACCAUCAACUACACUUCGGGCACUACGGGCGACCCGAAGGGCGUGCUCAUCACGCACAAGAACGGCGUGGCAGGCAUCACCGCGGCCAGGUCCAACGAGACCGUCUUUGCCGGCGACGUUCACAUCUCGUAUCUUCCCUUGGCGCACAUCUAUGGCCGUAUGGCGGACCAAACUGCGCUCGCUGAGGGGGCGAGCAUUGGGUAUUUCCAUGGCGAUAUCACUACGCUAAUCGAGGAUAUCAAGAUCCUGCGGCCGUCGGGCUUCAUGUCGGUGCCUCGCCUGUUCAACCGCAUCAACUCGGCGAUCCAGGCGGCGACUGUCGAGGCCGACGGAUUUAAGGGGACAUUGUCGCGCCGCGUUAUUGACACCAAGAAGGCCAGCAUGAAGCUGCCUAAUGGCCAGGCCACUAACAAGCACUUCCUGUACGAUCGCAUCUGGACCCCCAAGGUGCUCAAAGCGGUGGGCCUGCAGAGAACGCGCACCAUGGUGAGCGGCAGCGCCCAACUCGACCCGGACGUCCACCAGUUCCUCCGCGCCGCCUUUGGCAAUAACUUUGUCCAGGGCUUCGGCAUGACCGAGACGUACGCGGUCGGCACCGUCCAGAUGCCCGGCGACUUCACCACGGGCAACAUCGGGCCCCCGUGCCCGUCGGUCGAGCUGUGCAUCGAAUCCGUGCCCGAAUACGAGUACACGGUGGAAGACAAGCCGAACCCGCGUGGUGAGCUGCUGAUGCGCGGACCCAUCAUCUUCCAGGAGUACUUCCGGAACCCAGAGGAGACGGCCAAAGCCAUCGAAUCCGACGGAUGGUUCCACACGGGUGACAUCGUCGAGGUCGACAGCAUGGGCCGCUUCAAGAUCAUCGACCGCAAGAAGAACGUGCUCAAGCUCUCCCAGGGCGAGUACAUCUCGCCCGAACGCAUCGAGAACGUCUACAUGGGCGCCACCAACCUGAUUGCUAUGGCCUUCGUCCACGGCGACCCCAAGGAGUCGUGCCUCGUCGCUGUCUUUGGCAUUGAUCCGGUUACCUUCGCCCCCUACGCCGGCAAGAUUCUCAAGAAGCCCGUCCCCGCCGAUGACAAGGACGCGCUCCGCCAGGCCGCCAACGACCCGCGCGUCAAGACGGCCUUCCUCAAGUUGCUAGAGCAGAUCGGCAAGCGCCACAAGUUCAACAGCUUCGAGAAGGUUAAGAACUGCGUCUUUGAGAUUGAGCCGUUCACGAUCGAGAAUGAGCUGCUGACGCCUACACUCAAGCUCAAGCGGCCCCAGACCGCCCGUGCCUUCCGGAGCGAGAUCGACCGCAUGUACGAGGAGAUUGCCGUCAACGCGGUCGAGAAGCCCAAGCUCUAA
Molecule: messenger RNA, 2121 nt
Organism: Chaetomium globosum CBS 148.51
Lineage: Eukaryota; Fungi; Ascomycota; Sordariomycetes; Sordariales; Chaetomiaceae
Exons: 2
Coding region: 1-2121 (706 amino acids)
Biological process (GO): long-chain fatty acid metabolic process
Cellular component (GO): membrane; endoplasmic reticulum
Molecular function (GO): long-chain fatty acid-CoA ligase activity
Source: RefSeq, a predicted model, not a curated record